AUGCACAGGCACAACCGCCGUCCCGCGCGCUCCUGGCUGCACGGCAUCGACUACGACGCCCUGAUGGGGUCGCGGGCCGGGAGCGGGGCGCCUUCCGGGCAGCGCGCGACGCCGGGCCCCCCUGGGCAGUGCAGGGACGAGGUGCUGGCAGGCUACCUGUCCGAGGCUCGGGCCCAGGCAGAGGUGGCGGGCUCGCAGUUCCGGUACGGCUCCACUUCCCUGGCCGCCGCGGCCGUCCUGCCGGCGGAGGCCGAGGAGUUGCGCUGGUUCCUGAUGCCGGCGGAGGCCCUGCAGCUCCUGCACCAGGGGGGCGGCCACGAGCUGGGCGGCGCCGCAUGGCGGGCCCCCUUCGUGGCCCGCGGCUUCGGGGCAGCAUCGGGGCAGGGGUGCGCGGCGCCGAGGCGCCGCCGGGCGCGGGGUGUCCGGCUCCUGCUGGCGGGGCGGACCACCCGGGGGCGGGUGCCGAGCUGGACGCGGACCUCGCCGAGUUUGCCCUGCAGCUGCAGGGGCAGGAGGAGGAGGAGGAGC
This is a messenger RNA of Prorocentrum cordatum, 528 nucleotides long. The record is from the annotation of a GenBank genome assembly. Lineage: Eukaryota; Dinophyceae; Prorocentrales; Prorocentraceae.